This is a messenger RNA of Calliphora vicina (urban bluebottle blowfly), 1889 nucleotides long. Its product is annotated as saccharopine dehydrogenase-like oxidoreductase. Lineage: Eukaryota; Metazoa; Arthropoda; Insecta; Diptera; Calliphoridae. Gene Ontology annotation, cellular component: plasma membrane; lipid droplet; mitochondrion. Gene Ontology annotation, biological process: glycolipid biosynthetic process. The record is from RefSeq and is a predicted model, not a curated record. The transcript has 2 exons. Bases 371 to 1657 code for a protein of 428 amino acids.
CAAUUAAUUUCCAUAUCAAUUGUAGCCGGUAAGUUAAAGGGAACGAAGAAGGGAGUCCAAAUCAAUGAGCUUUAAAUAAAAAUAAGACGAAGAAAGGAACUGCAUAUAAAACAUUCCACGAAAACAAGUUUAUGCACACACAUUAAGAAGCUCUCCCGUUAACUCCUCCUCCGCAAGCUAGUCAAAGGUCAAUUUGCAACAAUCAAUUUAUGCACGUAAGAGCCCCAAAGAAGAGCAAACAGUGUGUUGAAUAAAUUAAGAAAAAGUCACCAGAAGUGAUAAGAAAAAAAGGUUUAUUUUAUAAAAUAAUUAUCAUACCUAAAUUAAAAGAACCAGUAACAACAAUAAAGUCGAAGCAACGAUCAAUAAUAUGGCUGCAGAAAAAUUAGAUGUCAUAAUAUUUGGAGCCACCGGCUUUACCGGCAAAUAUACCGUGUAUGAAGCAUGCUCGGUAUUGGAAAACCUCAAGUGGGGCAUUGCUGGACGUAACCGCAACAAAUUGGAGGCAGUGCUUAAAGACAUGGGUGCCAAGGCCAAUAAAAAUCUAAUGAAUACACCCAUCAUAAUUGCCGAUGUUAGCGACGAAAAAUCUCUGGUCGAAAUGGCGAAACGUUGUCGUGUUGUAGUCAACUUAUGUGGACCUUAUCGCUUCUUUGGUGAGCCUGUAGUGCGUGCUUGCAUUGAGGCCGGUACUCAUCAUGUGGACGUUAGCGGUGAGCCCCAGUAUAUGGAAACUAUGCAAUUGAAAUAUCAUGCCCAGGCGCAAGAGAAAAAUGUAUACAUUGUGUCGGCCUGUGGCUUUGAUUCUAUACCCGCCGACAUGGGCGUAGUGUUUAUAGAGAAGAACUUUGAUGGUGUUGUCAAUUCCGUUGAAACCUAUUUGAAGAGUUAUACUAAAGGCGGUCCAACCGGAGGAGCCGGUAUUCAUUAUGGUACCUGGGAAAGCGCUGUUUAUGGUUUAGCUCAUGCCGGCGAGUUGCGCGGCAUACGCAGCCAAUUGUACAGUGAACGAUUGCCCAAGUUCCAGCCCAUACUUAAGAAUCGUCCAAUCAUUUUCCGUUCUGAAAUAGUCAACAGUGUGUGUUUGCCUUUCCCUGGCGCUGAUCGUUCGGUGGUGAUGCGUUCUCAACGUUUUCUCUACGACCAAGAACGUAAACGUCCCGUACAAAUGCAUGCCUAUGUAGCAUUUGGCUCUUAUUUAACCGCUUCCUUGGUGGCUCUGUUUGCGGUAUUAUUUGGUCUCAUGACCAAGUUUUCCUUGGGUCGCCGUUUGCUGUUAAAGUAUCCUAAAGUUUUCUCAUUGGGUUUCACUUCGCAUGAAGGGCCCUCUGAGGCUGCUAUGGAAAGGACUUACUUUUCCAUAACUAUGAAAGCUUUGGGCUGGCCUCAGUCUGAGCGUUUGGCUGAACCUACUGAUCAAUACACCAGCCCUCCUUCGAAAUCGUUAAAGGUCAAGGUAUCUGGUCCUAAUCCCGGCUAUGGUUCUACCUGUGUAGCUUUGCUUUGCAGUGCCGUUACCGUUCUUAAGGAAAGUGACAAAAUGCCUGGAUCUGGUGGUGUUCUGCCACCUGGUGCUGCUUUUGCCAAGACCAGUUUGAUCAGUGAGUUGGAGAAACACGAACAUGGCAUUAAAUUUGAAAUAUUGGCCAACAAGUAAAUAGUAUUUAAUAACUACUAUGUAUUUUGAAAGAAGUGUGAGCUUUUUUUUUGGUAAUUUAUCAUUUUUAAAAUGAUGAAUCAGCAUGUAUGUAUGUAUGCAUAUACCUAUUACGUAUAUUGAAAUUGAAUUUCAUAAAGUUUUAUAGUAGUGAAGUAAUUAUUAAAGAAAAAACAUUUUCGUUUUGAUUUGUAUUGCAUUUCUUAAUAAAAUAAUCAAUAUUUAGAAAUAA